AUGAAAGAUGUAAUCCCAAAGUGUGCAGAGAGAGUCCCCCUAGACCAACUGGAAGUUGAUGAGGGAAAGGUAAACUAUGUGCCGCACACCGGAGUCUAUCACCCCAAAAAGCCGGACAAGAUAAGAGUGGUGUUCGACUGUUCAGCCAAAUAUGGAGGCGUUUCACUCAACGACCAUCUCCUUCAAGGUCCUGACUUGACUAAUGGUCUUCUCGGUGUUCUGUGUAGAUUCAGGAAAGAGGAAGUGGCCUUUAUGGUUGACGUGAAGAGCAUGUUCCAUCAGUUCUAUGUAGAAGAGAAGUACCGUGACCUGCUGCGAUUCCUAUGGUGGGAAAAUGGUGAUCCAGAGAAGCCAGUGGUCGAAUACAGAAUGAAAGUUCACGUGUUUGGGGCCGCUAGCUCACCAGGCUGUGCCAACUUCGGGCUGAAGAGAGCAGCAGAUGAUGGAGAGGAUGAGUUUGGAGCAGAGGCAGCUCACUUCAUUCGUAAUGAUUUCUACGUAGACGAUGGACUGAAGUCACUACCCACAGUGGAAAGAGCAUCAUUACUGAUCAAAGCCAGUCAGAAUCUGUGUGGAAAAGCUGGGUUGAAACUGCACAAAAUCAUCUCCAACAAAAGAGAGCUGUUGGAAAAAUUCCCUGCAGAAGAGCGAGCCAGUGGUACAAGGGAACUAGAUCUGAAGGUUGAUGUACUACCAAUGGAAAGAGCCCUGGGCGUCACUUGGUGUGUCGAGAGUGACACCUUUCAGUUCCAUAUUGAGUUGAAAGAUAGACCAUUCACAAGACGAGGCAUACUUUCAACUGUAAGUUCGAUCUAUGACCCAAAUGGCUUUGUGGCUCCAGUAACCCUCAGAGGGAAGAGAAUUUUGCAGCAGAUGUGUCGCGACAAACUUGAUUGGGACAAUCCAGUGCCAGAGAUGCUACAACCUGAGUGGGAGAAGUGGCGUUUAGAGGUUCUCGGCUUAGAGAAGAUCCAAAUCCAGCGAUGUUUUAAGCCCAAGGAUUUUGGAACUGUGACAGCAGUUGAAUUGCAUCAUUUUUCCGAUGCAAGCCAAGAUGGUUAUGGUCAGUGUUCCUACCUACGACUAGUCGAUGAGAACAAUAAGGCACAUUGUUCCUUUGUAGUCGGUAAGUCCAGAGUGGCCCCUCUGAAGCUUGUCACCAUCCCCCGGCUAGAACUUGCAGCAGCAACUGUCUCAGCAACUGUGAGUGAAUUCCUGCGACGAGAGCUAUGUUACGAGAUGCUCCACGAAUAUUACUGGACAGACAGCAAGAUUGUUUUGGGAUACAUAAACAAUGAAGCAAGACGAUUCCAUGUCUAUGUUGCUAACAGAGUGCAGCAAAUCAGAAGUCUGACUAACCCAGAGAGAUGGAUGUACGUAGACACCAAAGAAAAUCCUGCUGACGAAGCAUCACGUGGUCUGACAGCAAAGGAACUUAUAGAGAAGUCCUGCUGGUUAUCCGGUCCAGAUUUCUUGCAGAAGGAUGGCCCCUUUCAACCCCAGCCAGCCGUAGUUGCACCACUGAGUGAAUCAGACCCAGAUGUGAAAAGAGUCUCAGCUUUCGUGACAACAGCUGAGAACAACGCACGACAUCAUCACUUCGAAGUGAGCCGACUUGAUUGCUUUUCAUCCUGGAAUAGAGCUUGCAGGGCAGUCGCUCUUUGUCUGAGGUUGAAGACAAAGUUGAGGAACAGAGUAGUGAAGAGACCUUGUGAAGGGAAAGUUUGUUCCACUCCUGCGAAGCAAGCAAUCACUGUGGCAGAACUACAGAAUGGAGAGAUGGAAAUCAUCAAAAAUGUUCAGCAUGAACAUUUCAGUGUCGAGUUACAGGCCCUAGAAGAACUUGGUGUAAUCGGGCAAGUCACCGAUGGAAAGACUGCAAGAGUGAGAAAUGACUACCUGAAGAAGACGAGUUGUCUGUACCGGCUAGAUCCCUUUCUAGAUGUCGAUGGCAUCAUCCGAGUGGGUGGCCGUAUUGCCAGAUCUGAUCUUCCAAUUGAAGCUAAGCAUCCAGCCGUUCUCCCUUACAAAGGUCAUGUCACCCAGUUGUUGAUUCGCCAUAUUCAUGAGAAGGUGAAUCACAUGGGCAGAGGAAUGACACACAACGAGCUACGUCAGAGAGGGUACUGGGUGAUUGGUGGUUCAUCAGCUGUGUCCAACUACAUCUCAAGAUGUGUGACCUGCCGCAAACUGCGUGGAUCGCUGCAGCGACAGAAGAUGUCUGACCUACCCGUAGAUCGACUAGAGCCAGCGCUCCCAUUUUCCUAUUGUGCUGUGGACUACUUCGGUCCAUUUUUGGUGAAAGAGCGUAGGAGUCAAGUCUAG
This is a messenger RNA of Patiria miniata (bat star), 2325 nucleotides long. RefSeq lists its product as uncharacterized. Bases 1 to 2325 code for a protein of 774 amino acids. The record is from RefSeq and is a predicted model, not a curated record. The transcript has a single exon. Lineage: Eukaryota; Metazoa; Echinodermata; Asteroidea; Valvatida; Asterinidae.